UAAACACACACACAUAUUUCAUAAAAAGAAACAUUUUUCUAUAUAUUGGCUACCUCAAGUAUAAAGAGCAUUCCAAUGGCGAUCCCAAGUUUCUCCAUGUGUCACAAGCCCGAGCUCCUCAAGGAAGGCAAAAGCAAAGGCCAAGAAGAUGAAGGGCUAAGCUACGAGUUCCAAGAGAUGUUGGACUCUCUUCCUAAAGAGAGAGGUUGGAGAACUCGUUACCUUUAUCUAUUCCAAGGGUUUUGGUGCCAAGCUAAGGAGAUUCAAGCUAUCAUGUCUUUCCAAAAGCAUUUCCAGUCCCUUCCAAACGACGUCGUUCUCGCCACCAUACCUAAAUCCGGUACAACCUGGUUAAAAGCUUUGACUUUCACCAUCCUUAACCGUCACCGGUUUGAUCCGGUUUCCUCGGGUACCAACCACCCUCUUCUCACAUCCAACCCUCAUGACCUCGUACCUUUCUUCGAGUACAAGCUUUACGCCAACGGAGAUGUUCCCAAUCUCUCGAGUCUAGCCAGUCCAAGAACAUUCGCAACCCACGUACCGUUCGGUUCCCUUAUGGAUUCGAUCGAGAAACCCGGUGUGAAGGUCGUGUACUUAUGCCGGAAUCCGUUUGACACGUUCAUUUCUUCGUGGCAUUACAUCAACAACAUCAAAUCUGAGUCAGUGAGCCCAGUCUUGCUCGACGAAGCUUUUGAUCUGUAUUGCCGUGGAGUGAUCGGGUUUGGCCCGUUUUGGGAACACAUGUUGGGAUACUGGAGAGAGAGCUUGAAGAGGCCAGAGAAAGUCAUAUUUUUAAAGUACGAGGAUCUCAAAGAAGACAUCGACACCAACUUGAAGAAGCUUGCAUGUUUCUUAGGACUUCCUUUCACCGAAGAAGAGGAACGAAAGGGAGUUGUGAAAGCUAUCGCUGAUCUGUGUAGCUUCGAGAAUCUGAAGAAGUUGGAGGUGAACAAGUCAAACAAGUCGAUCAAGAACUUUGAGAAUCGAUUCUUGUUUAGGAAAGGAGAAGUGAGAGAUUGGGUUAACUAUUUGUCGCCUUCACAAGUGGAACGCUUGUCGGCCUUAGUGGAUGACAAGUUAGGUGGAUCUGGUCUCACUUUCAGGUUGAGCUAAAAUAUAAGGCCACGUGCCCACAUUUGUACUCUUGUUUUGAGAGCCUAUAAGUUAAGUUGAAGGCAGUUGUAUUGUUGUUACAGAUAGACAAUGAAGCAACGUAACGUCCACAAUUAAGUUAAUUUGUCGUUUCUAUAUAUUUUUGGCAACAUCGAAGUUUGUCGAGUUUCUAUUUUAUUAAAUAUCGUUUGUGUUUGCCAUUAUGUUCUAUCUGUACUAGAGUAUUAUCGUUCAUGUGUGUAGCUAAAUGUAUUGACAAAUUAUAAAUGUAUACAAUAUUU
Messenger RNA from Arabidopsis arenosa, 1394 nucleotides. NCBI's taxonomy places the organism in Eukaryota, Viridiplantae, Streptophyta, Magnoliopsida, Brassicales, Brassicaceae. The record is from the annotation of a GenBank genome assembly.